AUCGCAAACAAGAUCUCUAACCACUGCAUUAUUGGCUAUAGAGAGUGAUCGCGAUCGUGGUAGCUCCUGGCUUUGUGAUCGAGACGAGCAAUGGCGUGCAAGGCAUUUGCGCUGUUCCUGGCCGUGAACCUGGUGGUGCUGGGCGUAGCCAGCGCCUGCUCGCCCUACUGCCCGACCCCGACCCCGACCCCCUCGACGCCGACGACGCCCACGCCCACGCCGUCGUCGUUCGGCAGGUGCCCCCGCGACGCGCUCAAGCUUGGCGUGUGCGCCAACGUGCUGGGCCUCAUCAAGGCGAAGGUGGGCGUGCCGCCCGCGGAGCCGUGCUGCCCGCUGCUGGAGGGUCUCGUCGACCUGGAGGCCGCCGUCUGCCUCUGCACCGCCAUCAAGGGCCAAAUCCUCGGCAUCAACCUCAACCUGCCUAUCGAUCUCAGCCUCAUCCUCAACUACUGCGGCAGGACCGUGCCCACCGGCUUCAAGUGCUGAGCUGAGCGCGUUCGCCUCCCUUGCAUGCAUAUGCACGCACACGAUGAUGAGUGAAUGAGUGAUGCAUAUUAUGGUUUGGUUGCAUUUCCACGUACGCGCGACGACUAGUCCGCAUCAUGCAUGUACGCAUGGCCGUGAUUUGUAUUCUCCCCGCCUGGCUGCUGCCUCUUUAUUUGCUCCCCGUGCAUUUGUCAUGUUGCAAAGAGUUAGCCGGCUGUCACUUGUAUGCCGGUGAUACAUAAGUUCCAAUCAAGUUUGUCUUGCGCUUUAUAUUUCAGUGUUUUGCAUGUUCUGAUCA
Messenger RNA from Zea mays, 784 nucleotides. RefSeq names its product cortical cell-delineating protein. NCBI's taxonomy places the organism in Eukaryota, Viridiplantae, Streptophyta, Magnoliopsida, Poales, Poaceae. The coding region runs from base 91 to 486 and encodes 131 amino acids. The record is from RefSeq and is marked validated. The transcript has a single exon.